AUCACUCUGCCGUUCCGCUAUGGUUGGAUGAAGGACCUGUUUGAAGAGAUCUUCCUGCUGGUGUUUUUCACCCUGACCGGCUACAAGUUCCGGCCGACCAGCGACAACCCCUACCUACAGGUGCCACUGGACAGUGAUGAGGAGGACAUUGAGAUGGAUGAAGU
Messenger RNA from Candidula unifasciata, 164 nucleotides. The record is from the annotation of a GenBank genome assembly. NCBI's taxonomy places the organism in Eukaryota, Metazoa, Mollusca, Gastropoda, Stylommatophora, Geomitridae.